Linum trigynum is the source of this 3137-nucleotide messenger RNA. Lineage: Eukaryota; Viridiplantae; Streptophyta; Magnoliopsida; Malpighiales; Linaceae. The record is from the annotation of a GenBank genome assembly.
GUCUGUUGCUUUAAGAAUCUGGUGAAUAUACCAACCCUGUUGCAUGGCACAAAUCCCGUAAUUGCAGCUGUUGGAUGUACGGAGUGGCGUCCUAUCUCCGACGCUCGAAUACAAUGGUAAACAUCACAGGCUGUCCGAUCUGUGAUUCAGCAUAAAAAUCAUUCUUGCAUGUUUCGUCGAUCCUUCUUUCUAUUUGAGAGUGUCUUGCUAGUUGUAAAAUAAAUGCUACAGAAACCUUCUUUCUUUUCACUUCAUUUAUUGUCAUGGCAUGCCAAUAUCAUAUUGAGUGUUUAGUGUUUAGCCAGAGAGACGAGAGAAGGGGAGCGGCAUGGGAUAAAGGUGAAGAAGGGAGUCUCGAGAAUCAGGUCUAUGAAUGAGAGAAGAAUGGAAAUGGCAGGCGGCCACUGCACUACUCUGCAUGUGAAUUUUAGCACGUGAAUAUAGUAAAAAUGCUAGGCUGGUGGGGAUAAACAAAACGGUAAUUAAUUGAUUUUUAUGAACCUGCCACCAUUUUCUUCCAACUCUAAGCUUCUCUGCGUGCAGAAUGUGAGAGAGAAUCCAAUGGGCGGGAAGGCAAAUCUCAGGAAGACUGCUGUUGAUUCUUGCCGAUUUCAUCAAUUCCCUCCAAUAUACAUCUAAGUUGGCAGACUCCACUCUCGAACGGUCGCAUGGUGAGAAUUGGGUUGAUUAAAAUUUUGAUUUGUUUUCCUUUUGACUGAACGUGACAGCAUUUAAACAACAGGAGCUGGAGCUCCCUUUCCCUUAUUCUCCCUAUUUUAGCACACACUUGUUUUCACUCUUACCAUCACUCUCACACUCACUUCCAAGUUCCCACCAUCACUCAUGGAAAACAACUGCAGGAAGUCACCGUCGUCACCGUUGAAGCCGUGGAAGAAGGGUCCGACGAGAGGCAAAGGCGGUCCGCAGAACGCCAUGUGCGAGUACCGAGGAGUUCGACAGAGGACGUGGGGGAAGUGGGUGGCCGAGAUCAGGGAGCCCAAGAAGAGAGCUCGAAUCUGGUUGGGCUCUUUCGCCACUGCCGAAGAAGCCGCCAUGGCGUACGACGAGGCUGCGAGGAGGCUGUAUGGACCUGAGGCGUAUCUCAACUUGCCUCACCUCCAGCCUCCUUACAUCAACCCGGCUGCUGCUGCUGCCGGUUUCAGCAGUCCUUUUGGCGGGAGGUCGAACCGGUUCAGAUGGGUUUCUUCCAGGAACUCGGUUUCGUUGUUCCCGCCACGUGGACUGCUCAACUUGCACGCCCAGCCCAGCGUCCACGUCAUCCACCAGAGGCUCCUGGAGCUGCAGAAGAAGAAGAGCAAUGCUGCUGCUGCUGCUGCUGCUUCCUGCUGCAGCAGCAGUAGCUCUUCUUCCCAUCAAGUUGAAGCUGCUCCUGCGAUUACUCAAAACCCGACAUUCGAGAAAGAAGCAGCGGUGGUGGAGGACCAGGGAACAAUGGAGAUGGUUGAGAUUGAAAAAGAGAGAGAGAAGCCACAGAUUGAUCUAAACGAGUUUCUCCAGCAAUUGGGGAUUCUGAAAGAUGAGAGUCUGAAUGUGCCUACAAACAAGGAUGAGUUCAGCUGUUACCAUGGAGAACUCGCCACAUCAUCGUCGUCGUUUGAGGAAGACAAGGGAUUUAGUUACUGGGAUUCCUUCAUGUAUGAUUUGCAAGGGGUGACAGAUCAACAUCGUCGUCAGGAUAUCGCGGCGGCGGCGGCUGGCAGUAGAAUGCAGGUCCAGCAGCAGGAUGUGGAAGAUGAUCAGCUAUUCUCAACUCCCAUAUGGAACUUCUAGCUAUGUUGCAUUGGGCUAGGCUCUUCUUCUUUACCAUCUUUUGUCCCUAGGCAAUGGCUUUAUCUUCGUUUUGUUCGAUUGUUGUACUGAGAGUGAGGCUUCAGGAUUAUGAAUGAAUAAUAACCUAAUUUGUGUUUGGGGCUAGAAGUGAGAGAUUUAGAUAGAGGGGAAUUCUGACGGAUCAGUUAAAAUUAAUUAACUCGUUUUGAGGUAAUUACAAUUGUCUAGGGUGGGACAAUCGGGCAGACAAUUUGAAUGGACUCGUUUUGCAAAAUGAGAAAAUUGACCAAAUUGUCUUGUUUUACAAUACAAAUUAAAUUUGUAUCAUAAUGUUAAAUUAAAUUAUUGUUAAGUGUGUUUAUUGUGAUUUGGUGUUAAUGAUUAAUUUUGUAAGACGAUUUGGUUUCUUGCUACUAUAAUUGUAGAUUGAAUUUGUAAAAUUUUGUAUUGUAGUUUGCCUAUGGUCGACUUGACAUAAAAAUUUCUGAAUCAUGUCAAUCACAAUACGAGGAAAAAUGCACGAAAUGUAACUGGGUCAGCCCAAACAUGAUCCAUCGUCCGAGGUAAUUUAUAUUGUAAUUUGCUUGUGGUGACUUGACAUAAAAAUUUAUGGAUCGUGUCAAUCACAACACGAGAAAAGAUACACGAAAUGUAACUGUAUCAGCCCAAACAUGAUCCAUCGUCCAGGACCACCUCCUAAAUUUAAAAAUAUCACACAAAUGAUUAUUAAUUAAGGAGGUGACUAUAUUGAUUUCUUAUAAUUAUUAAAGAAUCAACACAAUCAACUCUCUAAUUAAUUAAACCAUCCUUGUAUCCAUUUAUACUGAUCUCCAACCGGAAUGAUAAAAAGCUACGAACAUCCAAGUUGCAACAAUGUGGUACACCAACGAUCCUUGCGCAACUCUGACCUCACGCUAAUGUGGGUAGGGAUGGCAAUGGGUCGGGUUGGGUCGGGUUUUGUCAAACCCAAACCCAUGGGUUUAUCCGCCAAAAAAAUCCGGGGUAAAACUCGUUGGGUUUGAAAAACUCAAACCCAACCUAGCCCGUUGGGUAUCCGCGGAUUCAUGGGUACCCGUGGGUUUUUGUGGUAAAAAUUUACAAUAACAAGUUUCUUUCAAAAUAAAAGUUUAACGCUCAUACAAAUUAAACAUACAAAAAACACCAAUCUAGAGCAUACAAGCAAAGCGCAAAUGAUCAAUACAAAUUAUUCAAAAUUAAAGAUAAACAUAUAUAAACAAUAAGAUUAAUUGAAAACUUCUUCCUCUUCAACUAAGUUUCUUCACUCUCCACUUCAUAAUAUCAACUUCAUUCUAAACAAUUAGAAAGAACAAAUUAUACAUGUCUCC